Molecule: messenger RNA, 316 nt
Organism: Drosophila eugracilis
Lineage: Eukaryota; Metazoa; Arthropoda; Insecta; Diptera; Drosophilidae
Exons: 2
Coding region: 1-264 (87 amino acids)
Molecular function (GO): protein binding
Source: RefSeq, a predicted model, not a curated record
AUGAACAUCUUCAAGUUAGUGGCCCUCGGCUGCUUGAGCUACUUGGCUGAGGGCUGUAAGACCUUCUGUUCUAGGAACUACCGCCCUGUUUGCGGCUUCGAUGGGACCUGUUACACGGAAGCCAGAAAUGCCUGCUUUAUGAAGAACGUGAACUGCUUAAGAGUUGCCAAGGAGGAGAAAGUGUUUAAAAAUGUCCGCCAUGGCAUAUGCCAACAGACGCUGCCAAUAUGUAAACUGUUGCCUGAUGACGAAAGUAAACCAUAAACAGAUAUUUCAUCAAGGGUUCUAUGACUAUAACCACAUUAAGGCGACACUA